AUGGAGCCUCGACCACGCCGACGCCGCCGAAUAGCUCGGUCUUGUACUGAAUGUCGCCGCCGAAAGAUCAGAUGUGACCGAAAGGACCCUUGUACGCACUGUGUCGCCACACAGCUGCGAUGCACUUACAAGGGUUACGGAGAUCAGCCGGCCCCUCUCUUGGAGGCUACAGAGGAAAUAUCCGAUCUCAGCGUUCUUACGCCUUCGUCCUCACGGUUAGUUCAGCAAGUGGGAGGAGGCCGAUCAGCUUCGGGUCAUGAUGCCUUGCCGAGUCCCCUCGGUCCCGCAAUAAGAGCGCCGACACCCGCGGGCACAACAACACAAAUUGAUCCUAGCAUUCCUCAGUACCGGAAUGAGCGACAAUCAUCAGUCUGUGGGCAAAACUUCCAUGCAGAUCUUGCCGAUCUUCUGAACCGAGUCCAGGCCCUUGAGCGAUCUUCAGUACACAAACCGGCCGAUGGCUUAUCUGAGACAAAUCAAGCAAUCCUCGAACGCCCGUCUCGAAUAGAAAGCUCCGAGUGGAUUUUCUCCAAGACAAGGAUUAUGAGAUGGAGCUUGUGGAUGGGGACAGCCAAAGAGGUACUGGUGCAUCUCAGCUUUCGCCUCGAAGCAUCCCGCUGA
Molecule: messenger RNA, 621 nt
Organism: Penicillium samsonianum
Lineage: Eukaryota; Fungi; Ascomycota; Eurotiomycetes; Eurotiales; Aspergillaceae
Product: Zn(II)2Cys6 transcription factor domain-containing protein
Exons: 1
Coding region: 1-621 (206 amino acids)
Biological process (GO): regulation of transcription by RNA polymerase II
Cellular component (GO): nucleus
Molecular function (GO): DNA-binding transcription activator activity, RNA polymerase II-specific; zinc ion binding; RNA polymerase II cis-regulatory region sequence-specific DNA binding
Source: RefSeq, a predicted model, not a curated record